Messenger RNA from Papaver somniferum (opium poppy), 1870 nucleotides. Its product is annotated as protein GPR107-like. Gene Ontology annotation, cellular component: Golgi apparatus; membrane. The record is from RefSeq and is a predicted model, not a curated record. Gene Ontology annotation, biological process: transport. Bases 196 to 1500 code for a protein of 434 amino acids. NCBI's taxonomy places the organism in Eukaryota, Viridiplantae, Streptophyta, Magnoliopsida, Ranunculales, Papaveraceae. The transcript has a single exon.
UCAACUUUGACAAAACGUUGAUUUCAAGUCUUUCUCACUGUAAAAAACUUUACUUCACAAGAAUCACAACUUAGAAUCCCUACUCCCCAAAACUCUCAAUUUUCUCCGAUCUAAUUCCAAAAUCAAACCAACCCCCACAAAUCCACUCACCAAAUCCUGAAAAACCCACUUACUGUUUUCAAAUUUCACUCAGAGAUGGAGAAACCCAAGUACAGAGUACUAAUCUCUGUUCUGUGUGUUUUCCUGUUGGUUCUUCCAUGUUUAGCAGAGAUCAAGAACUUACAAAUCAGGUCAGAUUCAAGACCAAUGAUACUCUUUGAGAAAUUUGGUUUUACACAUACAGGUCAUGUGAAUAUAUCAGUUAAUGAUGUUACUUAUUCAUCAACACUAGCAAAACCAGAACCAGCAAGAUUAGGUUUUUUCUUAUUAUCAGAAGAAUCAUUGAUUCAAGUAUUAUAUGAGAUGGAACAAAACUCUAAUUUCUGUGUACUUGAUAGUCAUUACAUAUUGUCACUUUUCACAUUCAAGGAUUUAGUUGGUGCAGCUUAUGUUCAUUCUUAUCCAGUUACAAAUCCUAAUGAAUAUAGUUUGUUUUUUGCUAAUUGUGUACCUGAAUGUCAAGUGAAUAUGGCUGUUCAUACUCAGAUCUACAAUUUGGAUGGUGGGGAGAAGGAUUUUCUUCCUGCAGGUCAAACUCAAUUACCUAUGCUUUACUCUUUGUUUUCAAUUGCUUAUGUUGGGUUCUUAGGUGUUUGGGUUUAUGUCUGUGUGAACAAUAAGAAAUCUGUUCAUAGAAUUCAUAUGUUGAUGGCUGGGUUGGUGUUCAUUAAAGCUUGCAAUUUGAUUAGUGCCGCUGAGGAUAAGCAUUAUGUUAAGAGUACUGGUACGCCGCAUGGAUGGGAUGUGUUGUUCUACAUCUUGCAGUUUUUCAGAGUUGUGUUGUUGUUUACUGUGAUUAUUUUGAUUGGUACGGGUUGGUCGUUUUUGAAACCAUUUUUGCAAGAGAAGGAAAAGAAAGUUUUGAUGAUUGUGAUACCACUUCAAGUUAUUGCAAAUUUGGCUAGUGCGGUUAUUGGAGAAACAGGGCCGUUUAUUAGGGACUGGGUAACUUGGAAUCAGGUUUUCUUGUUGGUCGAUAUUAUUUGUUGUUGUGCUAUUAUAUUCCCAAUUGUCUGGUCUAUUAGAUCUUUGAGGGAGACAUCGAAAACUGAUGGGAAGGCGGCAAGAAAUUUGGCGAAGUUGACUCUUUUCAGGCAGUUCUACAUUGUUGUGAUUGGGUAUUUGUACUUCACUAGGAUUGUUGUGUAUGCAUUGAGAACAAUUGCAGCGUAUAAGUAUCAUUGGGUUAGUAAUGCUGCUGAGGAAAUUGCAAGUUUGGUCUUCUAUGUGAUUAUGUUCUAUAUGUUUAGACCAGUUGAGAAGAAUGAGUACUUCGUUAUCGAUGAGGAAGAAGAAGAGGCAGCACAAUUGGUUCUCCAGGAUGAAGAUUUUGAACUAUAAGUUGGUUUUAAGGUAAUGCUUGGAUCCCUCAUUGGUGUCACCUUUAACCAUCAGAGAAAUUGUCGUCUGGCAUUUGAGAAGAACUGCUGGACAUGGUAUGCUGCUGCUCCCAUUUACUUUACGUUUUUUUUUGUUUGUUUUGUUUUGUUUAUUUAACAGUAUUCCUUGUUGUAUUAUGAACAUUUUUUUCUUUUUACAGUUUCUUUAUUUGGGCUGCGGCCAAUGUUACUGUAGUCAUUAUGAACUAGGAAAUGAGAAUUGGGGUUUCAUACAUAUUAUUGCAUGUUCCGUGGAGGCAAACCAAUUGUAGUUACAUCAAGAGUCUUUAACAUUUUGACGGAAAUUGUGAUGCUUGCUUUCUCUUGAACUA